GUGGACCUUAUGGAAAUGCCUCCUGAUGGAGAAUAUAAAUACAUUCUUCAUGCUCGUGACCAUUUUACUAGAUAUUCAUGGGGAUAUCACUUGAAAUCUAAAUCUUCAAUUGAGGUCACAGCAAAUCUAUUUGACUUGUUUACAACUUUUGGAGCUCCAGCAAUAUUACAACCAGAUAAUGGAAAGGAGUUCAAUUCUCAAGGGCUUAUAGAACGUGGAAAUAAGGAUUUAGAAAACAAGCUAUCAAAAUGGAUGAAAGAUAACCAUCGAGAUGAUUGGAGUUUUGCACUAAAAAUUAUAAUCCAUAGUAUGAAUACUUCUAUUUCAAGACCAACUCACAAUACUCCAUAUUGUUUUGGUUUUUGGUACUGA
Molecule: messenger RNA, 372 nt
Organism: Entrophospora candida
Lineage: Eukaryota; Fungi; Glomeromycota; Glomeromycetes; Entrophosporales; Entrophosporaceae
Source: the annotation of a GenBank genome assembly